Messenger RNA from Paramecium pentaurelia, 1597 nucleotides. The record is from the annotation of a GenBank genome assembly. NCBI's taxonomy places the organism in Eukaryota, Ciliophora, Oligohymenophorea, Peniculida, Parameciidae.
AUGGGUUGUGUAUCACCAAAAGAUUAGAAAAAGUCAAUCGUUAUUAAAUCUUCUAGAACAUCAAGUGCUCGUUAACCAGUCUAAUAAGCAGUGAGUUCUCCUUGUGUUUUUGAAGAGACUGAAAAUAUAGAGACAGAUUAUAUUCUUCAUAAGUUAGAUCCUUUGACUAGUAUUGUUUUUAUAAACUAUAAUUAUAGCUUAAAGAAGUUAUAUAAUGAAAGGGGUUUCUAAAUAAAAUAGUAUUUCAAGGAUUGUAAGGACUUAUAAUUGUGAUAAUAUUCGUAAUGAAUAAUAACUUUAAGAAUUCCAAGAGAAUAUAAAUAUAUUAUUUUAGUUGGUAUUGGCUGUGUUUAAAACUUUAGAAACAUUUGAAUGUUUAAAGCACACUUUCUUAUUAUUGUAAUAAGAAAAAAAUAAGUUUGAUAGGUGAGUAUUUAGAUGGUGGAAAUAUGUUAUUGAAAUUGGAUGUAUUUAGUUAAAUGUAAUAAUUUGUAAUGAUUGAAAUAUUUUGUUAAAUCAUGGCUGGAUUAUAGUACUUACAUGAGAAUUAAAUAACUCAUGGGUAUAUAUUAUAUCAAUUUUAUAGAGAUAUUCGUUUAGAACAUAUAAUGUUUACAAAUAAAUCAUUAGAAAAGAUUAAAUUAGUGGAUUUUGGUAUUUCUAAUUCUUUGAAAUCUUAAUGUACAAAUUGGAAACCAACAACAACAAUGCAUGAAUUAUCAUUUAGAUCACCUGAAUCUUUAAAAGGAUAAACAUCAAUGAAAUCUGAUAUAUGGUCAUGUGGUUGUCUUCUCUAUUUCUUCCUUACAUCUCACAUGCCUUUUUAAGCAAAUAACGUAUAAUCUUUGAAAAAUUCAAUAUUAAGGGGAGUACCAAACUUUGAAGGUUAAGAAUGGAAUAGUAUUAAUCCUGCUCUUAAAUAAUUAAUUAGUAAAAUGUUACAUCCAAAUCCAUAAUAGAGACCAUCUGCUUAAUAAGUAUUGAAUCAUAAUGUAUUUGUUGGGAGAGCUCGAAUUCUCAAGAAUCCAAACAAGACAUUAUAAAGACAUAUGAGAGAAUUUAAAGUAUUUUUAUAUAUAUAUAUAUAAAGAUAUCAUCAUAAUUAUCAACGGCAAUGUUAAUUUAUAUUGCAGAAAAUUUAAUGUCUGAUUAAGAUAAGAAGAAGUUAAUGGAUGAAUUUAUGAAAUUUGAUUUAAAUAAUGAUGGUUUAUUGACAAAAGAAGAAUUAUUAAGUGUUUAUUCAAGAACAUUACCACAUGAUAGAGCAUUAAAAGAAGUCAAUAAUAUAUUUAAGAAGAUCGAUGUAAAUGGUAGUGGUAAAAUAGAUUACCAAGGUAUAACUUAAUUAUGAAAAGCAGAAUUUGUAAUAGCAACAAUAGAUUAAAAGAAAUAUUUCAACAAAGAAAAGUUGAUGAUGAUUUUUUAAUAAAUUGACAGUGAUCAUAGUGGUUAUUUAAAUAAAGAGGAACUUAAAAGAUUAUUAAGAGAUAUGUCUAUACCAAUAAAAAAAUAUGAAUAGUUAUCAAAAUAAUUAGAUUAAAAUGGAGAUGGAUAAAUUAAUUAAGAAGAAUUUAUAGGAAUGAUACUUUAAAUAUGA